This is a messenger RNA of Populus euphratica (Euphrates poplar), 1440 nucleotides long. Lineage: Eukaryota; Viridiplantae; Streptophyta; Magnoliopsida; Malpighiales; Salicaceae. The record is from RefSeq and is a predicted model, not a curated record.
AUGGGUUCUCUUCCUAUAAUGGAGAUACCUUAUAGAGCAGCCAUGAGUGGAAAUUGGAAAAGCAUGCGUGACCAUUAUCAGGAACGUGUUCUAGAUGUGCCCUUCCCAGUUACGCCCUCUGCGGAUACUGCACUUCAUUUAGCUGUGUACAGCAAACAAAAGCAACCACUUAAAGAUUUACUUGAAAUCGUGAAGGAUAUACAAUUCUUUUUACCUGAUGAGACCGAAUCCCUUGUAACUGAGACAGAGUCCCUUGUAACUGAGACAGAGUCCCUUGUACCUGAGAUAGAGUCCCUUGAACCUGAGAUUGAAUUUCUCAAGAGAAAAAACAAUUUUGGAAAUACGGCUCUUCACGAGGCAACCAUCUACGGGAAUUAUGAGGCUGCAAGGCUCUUGGUAGAACGUUGUCCGGGCCUCCUUAAGGAAAAAAAUAACUACGGUGAAACCCCAUUGUUUACAGCUGCUGGAUUUGCUGAGACAGAAAUAGUGGAGUUUUUAAUCACUUCCAAACCAGAAAAAUGCGUGGAUGAUAAGUGCCGCCUAUUAUCAAUUCACCGCAAGAGAACGGAUGGCCUGUCUAUCCUUAGCGCUGCUAUCACAGGGCAACACUUUGAAACAGCUUUACUGUUGCUAGAACUGGAUGACUCGCUCCACAAGUUGAAGGACAAAGACGGCGUAACUGCUCUUCAACUUCUAGCCCAAAUGCCAACCGCUUUUGAGAGUGGAUUUCCCAUGGACAUAUGUGAAAGACUCAUCUACUGCUGCCUUCUUGUUAAACGUCACCACGAGGUAAAAUCACAGGUAGAAACUUGGUUGAAGAAAAGAAAGAUGCCGGAGAGGAAACCAAGAGGCGGCAUACUGAAAUAUUUAAAAGUCCCUGAAGUAGGAUGUUGGCUAGAAGGAUUCUGGAACCAGAAAAGAAUGCAUGUAUUUGCUUUGAGGCUCGCCGAAAUCCUAAUAAAGAAAGAUGACUCAUUGAAUAAAGUCAGCACAACAGAGGAAGGACUGAGUGGGAAAGAAUAUAGAAAAGGGAGAAAACAAAUGCAUCGAGUUGUUGAUAAGAAGGGCAACACAUUGCUGCACCAUGUUGCAGAUAUGGAGCAUUACAGAGGAGGAACCAAGCCUGGACCUGCACAUCAACUUCAGGAUGAGUUGCAAUGGUUUGAGCAAGUUAGAGAGGUAAUUCCUUCUCAUUAUGUCAUGCUUCGGAACGAGGAUGGCAUGACUGCAAGAGAACUCUUCUUCGAGCAGCACAAGGAGCAACUGAACAGUGCACGAACGUGGAUCAAGGAAACAACUCAGUCUUGUUCCACAGUAGCUGCACUUGUUGCUACUUUUGUCUUUGCUGCUGCCUAUAUUGUGCCUGGCGGUUCUGAUGAGAAUGGUGUUAUGUGUGUUGACACAAAUGACUGGUGGCAGUCAUGGUUAACAUGGUUAUAG